AUGAAGUCGGUUGUCUCCAUGAUUUCUCUUAUUCUCCUUCUCUCUUUUUCUUCGGCUGUUUUCUCAGACGAUGCAUCAUCUUUCCAGAACCUCACGGUGCCGGGACAGAGGACAGGCCCUGAAGCUUUCGCCUUUGACUCCACCGGAAAUGGUUUUUACACCGGAGUCUCCGGCGGUAAGAUUCUCAAAUAUUUACCGGGGAAGGGUUUCGCCGACUAUGGCUAUAUCACGGUAUCCUCGAAGUCGAAAUGGUGCGACGGAGUUCUUGGAACCACUCACAUCGGAAAAUGUGGCCGGCCGGCAGGAAUAGCCUUCAAUGACAAAACAGGAGAGCUCUACGUGGCCGAUGCUCCGUUGGGUCUCCACGUCAUCCCUCGCGGUGGGGGUUUAGCCAAGAAGAUCGCCGAUAGCGUUAACGGCAAGCCAUUCUUGUUUCUCGAUGGUCUCGACGUUGAUCCCACCACUGGCGUCGUCUAUUUCACUUCUUUCAGUUCCAAAUUUAGCCCUGGGGAUGUGUUGAAAGCAGUUGCAUCAAACGACGCUAGUGGAAAACUCUUCAAAUACGAUCCAUCAAAAAAGGUGGUGACUGUAUUGAUGGAAGGUCUAAGUGGCUCAGCCGGGUGUGCCGUGAGCUCAGACGGUUCGUUCGUGUUGGUUAGUCAGUUCACAAAGAGUAACAUCAAGAGGUAUUGGAUCAAGGGACCUAAAGCUGGCUCUUCUGAAGACUUCACCAACUCGAUCUCGAACCCUGACAACAUCAAGAGGAUCGGUUCUUCUGGAAACUUUUGGGUUGCUUCGGUUGUGAAUUCAGCCACCGGACCAACAUACCCUUCCGCGGUUAAAGUUAGUUCUGAUGGUAAGGUGCUUAAGAGAAUUUUGGUGACUGACAAGUUUGGGAAUACUUUGGUCAGCGAGGUUAAUGAAUUCAAAGGCAGUCUUUACAUCGGAACACUUUUUGGAACUUUCGUCGGAAUUCUUAAGCUUUGA
Molecule: messenger RNA, 987 nt
Organism: Microthlaspi erraticum
Lineage: Eukaryota; Viridiplantae; Streptophyta; Magnoliopsida; Brassicales; Brassicaceae
Source: the annotation of a GenBank genome assembly